UUAGUUGGCUGAUAAAUCUGGGAGUUUGUAGAAAAUUCCACAGAGCUCUGGAUGAGACGUCUCUCUGCUGGCACGUGACCUGUGAGGUGACGUCAGAUGCUGUUGCGCUCAGACAGUUAGCGGGGGGCGCCAUCAGAUCCAGAACAAACGGUCGAACCUGUCAACUCAGACCCACCGACAGAGACCUCAGUACCGCUGUCUGACUGAAAUCUCCGCUUAUAGGCGUCGCUAUUCAGAAGGGUCGUUCUGAGGAAAGGAGACAUGUCCCAGGACAAGACCGGCUACCCUAUAAUGGGAGAGAACAAGCCCCAUAAUGUCUAUGGACCACCCCAGCCUGAUGCCUUUGGGAUGCCUCCACCUAACUACACCCAGGCCCCAGGUGGGCCCCCAUACGCAGCACCAGGACCAUAUGGCCAACCUGGUUAUCCCCAGGGAGCACCUGGGUUUGCCCCUGGGCCCUUCCCACAGAUGCCCUACCCACAAAUGCCCUACCCUCAAGCCCCAUACACCCAGGGGCCAUACGCACAAGGCCCCUAUCAGCAAGGUCCUGGGCAGCCUGGUUUUGGUAUGGAUGCAAAUGCUUCCAUGAGCCCGGGGUAUCACGGUGGAGAUGGGCCACCUUCUUAUUAUGACAACGAGGAGUUUGCCAAUUCUGGAUGGGAGGAUAAGACUAUCCGGCAAGCCUUCAUCAGAAAGGUGUUCAUGGUCUUAACUGUACAGCUGAUGGUGACGUUCUCCUUCGUUGCUCUUUUCACCUUUUCAACUGAUGUCAAACUGUUUGUGCGACAAAACCGGUGGCCGUACUAUGUGUCCUACGCAGUCUUCUUUGUGUCUCUUAUUGUGCUUAGCUGCUGCGGAGACUUCCGUCGCAAACACCCAUGGAACCUGGUGGCACUGUCCAUUCUAACACUUAGUCUGUCCUACAUGGUGGGGAUGAUUGCCAGCUUCUAUGAUACGGAUACCGUCAUCAUGGCUGUGGGCAUCACUGCAGUGGUGUGCUUUACUGUGGUGCUCUUCUCCCUGCAGAGCAAAUAUGACUUCACUUCAUGCCGAGGUGUCCUCUUUGUCUGCUUAAUCGUGCUCCUCCUCUUCUCCAUCCUUUGCAUCUUCAUACGCCACAAGAUCCUGCACAUCGUCUACGCCUCCCUGGGGGCUCUGCUCUUCACCUGUUUCUUGGCUGUGGACACUCAGCUUCUGCUAGGCAACAAGAAGUUGGCCCUCAGCCCAGAGGAGUACAUCUUCGCUGCUCUGAACCUCUACACUGACAUCAUCAACAUCUUCACGUACAUCCUGGCUAUUGUGGGCCGCUCCCGAGAGUGAGCGUUCCCCUGGAGAAGAGAACAGGAGGUGCAUCCAACCACACAGAAUAAAACCGUUGCACUCUUUCAUGUUGUCUUACAAUCUCUGUAGUCCCACCUCCUCAAAACUCCUCCUUUCUCAAAGUUUCCUCUCUUUAGCAAAUGUACAGAGUGGUUAGACAAAUCAUUAUACACAUCCAGCAGGCCUUGCGUGGAUCGCAACAAGGAAGGGCAUAUAUAUAUUUUUUUUUACUCAUUUAUUGGAAAAAGCAUUUCAGGUCUUUUGAAUCAUGCAUUAUGUCUUCUUGCCGAGCUCCUCGCAUAUUGAAACAGCUUUUGUGCAUUUGGGAAUGGUAGAGUGUAGUAUGACUCACCAGUCGCAUCCAAACAGCAUGAGCAGAAACCUAUUUUUUUUUUAUCCUAAUAUCUGUGAGCUUGGCACUCUGCCUGGUAAUGUUAACACUACAGCAACAGAGAGAGAGAGAAAGGCCAGGAAGUUGAUGGAGAGGACAGUGAUAUGUUGAUGGAGAGGACAGUGAUAUGUUGAUGGAGAGGACAGUGAUAUGUUGAUUAAGGAGGCAAAGCUUCAAAGUGGGAUGAUACUUCAGUCCUCAUCUCUGUCCCUAUUCAUCCUCACCCGUCUAUGUACCGGUGAUCUGCAUGGUAAACUAACACGGCGAAGAAUGAAACUAAAUGAAAAUACAAUCAGAGAUACCUCUCCAAAUGCCUGCUUACUAUGUAGCUGUAAAUAGUCGUGUGAAGCUCAGCCCCUCCCCUCAGCUCAAGGCAUGUCUGUAUGAAUGGCUGCGGUGUUCCACAGGGAAACAUGAAAACACCUCUUUAGGAAGCAAAGACCAAAUAUAACAUAGUCUGGAAGAUGUUUAAUUGACAUGGACUUAAUAUUUAUCAUUACCUAAAUGCUAACAUACAACCUGUGUAUAUAUUUAUACAGUGUACAUUGGUGACAUAUACUGGAAAGUAUACGUAUACUUUUUCUUUUGAUUGAAGGAAGGUGUGAUUGUGUAGUAUGUGCUUUUAUAUGGAUCCAGAGCUCAGUAUUGCAAGUUCCAUGAACAUGAGUCGAUAUAGCUAAUGGUUAGCCUGUUUCUCUUUUCCUCCCCUCUUUCUUUAUUUGUUUGUGAACUUUGUUUAUUAUUUAUGUAGCAUGGUCUGUAUAUGUUUUCCUUCAUUUUAAUUCCUAAUGUGAAAUGUUCGCAUACUGGAAUUGUUUUUUUUUUUUCUCUUUUUACAGUACUGUAAAAGGUACAAGUAAUUGCUUGUUAUUAUGAACCAGAAAGCAAACACAAGGGUAAAUCUACAGUGUUGCUUUUGUGCUGCGUUAUUUAUGAUCUAUUUAUUGAACUUUACUGUAGCGCACAGGACUCGAGGACUGGACUACAUGGCAUUGUUGUGUUUCUGCUUCCUGAAGUAAUUCAGUUAAAGCAAAGUGCUCCUCACUCAUGGGGCUCUACUGUGCAAGUCUGUUUAACAAAGACUAAUGUGAUAUCCGAAGGUGAUAUCAUAAGUCGGCUGAUCUAGGAUCAGUUCCAGCCCAGCUACGAUCCAGCUUGUCAUGUUAAUGAUCAUGAAGGGCAAACUAUGGUCCAAGAUUAGCAACUUGUUGAGUGUAACCACCGAACUAUUUUUACUGAGCUUCACACAGGUCUUCACAUUAAGCUGUGUGGUAGACUAGGAACAGCAAAUGUAACUAACAUGUAAAUCUUCUGUAAAUCAAACUUGUACACAGUUGAGUACUCACUGAAUAUGCUGAAUGGCUAAUUCUUAGCUGGAAUGUGAUUUGACAAACUGUCCUCUCUCUCGUCAUUAGCCAUUCACUCCUAUAUCAUGUUUCCCCAGUUGCACACUCCUCCUUUAUCUUGCAUGUGGAGACACUGGACUAGAUGUUACAGAGAGACAUGUUUGAAGAUACUGAAUUUUACUUAUGUGCUGCAGCUGUAUUUUAAUCAUUUGAUGAACAAGUUUGUGUUUGUAACUAACUCCUGUUAAACUGUAGUGGAUCGAGGUGUGUAAAGUACGUUUUGGCUUUGUAGUUUUUUUUUGGCACUGUAAAUUUACAUUAAAACAAAGUUGGAUUGUAUUCCUCUA
Molecule: messenger RNA, 3404 nt
Organism: Colossoma macropomum (tambaqui)
Lineage: Eukaryota; Metazoa; Chordata; Actinopteri; Characiformes; Serrasalmidae
Gene: grinaa
Product: glutamate receptor, ionotropic, N-methyl D-aspartate-associated protein 1a (glutamate binding)
Exons: 7
Coding region: 262-1320 (352 amino acids)
Biological process (GO): negative regulation of apoptotic signaling pathway
Cellular component (GO): Golgi apparatus; membrane; endoplasmic reticulum
Source: RefSeq, a predicted model, not a curated record